UGAACAACAACUUUGUUCCCAGGACAGCUACGUGGGGUGGGGACUAUGUCCCCCUUUUACAGAAAACUGGGUCUCUGGUGCUUUAUUACGCAAGAAGGGAAACUGGAACUGGACCCCACGCUCCCAGGCUUGGCGUUCCCAGGCUCAGCGCGCUGGAGAGAUUGAGGUCGCCUCCUUCCUAGUUCUAGUUCGGUCGCACCUCCUUUCGUGUGCCCCAAGUCCCUCCCAGGAGCGGCCUCUUUAAGAGGGGGCGUGAUCUCGCAAGAGGAGGAGGAGGCCGGAAGUUUACGUCAGUACCUGGAGGGAGACGCGCGCUCCAACCGGAAGCAGAAGUAGUUUCACUGGCGCAUGCCGCUGAAGGGGGCUAGUCUAGCCUCUAGGGAUGAUGGUCUCGAAGGCCAAGAAGCGCGUGGUGCUGCCCACUCGACCGGCACCCCCCACGAUGGAGCAGAUCCUCGAGGAUGUACGUGGAGCGCCCGCUGAGGACCCAGUCUUCACCGCCCUGGCCCCGGAAGACACCUCAGACCCCUCCUGGAGGGCUGAGAACCCUGAGGCCCAGUGGGACCAGCUCUACCAGCAGAGCCAGGCCUUCGUGGCCACCAAUCAGCGGCUGAAGCAGGCGAGUGAGGAGCUAAGACAGAGGUGUGAUGACCUUCGGCAGGCCAGCCAGGAACUGGAACAGGAUGUCAUCCAGGUGAAGCAAGUGGCACUGCCAGGGCCCUUGGCCACCUCCUCAGGCUGACGUGGCCCUCGGACUCACCUGAGCACACAGCUCCCAGACAGUGCGCCCCACAGCCUCCUGGAACUUUUGAUCCUGGCCUGGUACACCUCAGAUAUGGGCCUCCAGGUCCCAGAAGCAGAUUCUGGGCUCUUUGUUUUGUGGACAAGCCCUACCCUAGGACCCAGAGACCCCAGGGGACAGAGCCUGCCCUGUGUGUGGUUGCAGCAGGGACAGUGUGGAAUGAGGGGUGUACCUGCCUCAUCCGGCACAGGCCCAUUACCAAGGGUCAGGACAGGCUUUGCGAAUGCCUUUCACCCCCAGGCUUUUCUGGGCCUGAUUGCUGGCAGCCUGGUGCCCCUUGGUGUGGGGCAUCAGAACCCAUCUUCCCCUCUCUUCCUUUGGUGACCCUGCUUCACUGAUCACCGAUUAGACUGAGCUUGUCUCUGUGUGAACCUCUGUGGGGCCCCCAGAGGUUCCAGAAGACAAUGGGGGUUCUGUCCCUUCCUUUGCCCAUGGUGGUCUUGUCCAUGUAGGAACAAUUGCUCAGCAGGGCCCAGAUCUGAGAGGGGGCCUCCAGUGGCCCCAAGCACUCAGAUCUAAGGUGUGGGCUCUCCCCCAGGGUAGCACUUGCCCAUCUGGUUCAUGGUUGGGAUGCAGGACUGACCAAUAGACUAUGGGAUCCAUCAGAUGGGGGUGUUGGCCUGGGCUCCCAAGAUAGAAGCUGUUUGGUUACUUGCCUGAAGCUCUCAUCUGGCCACCUCCAUCCUAGCAGGCAAGGCCUAUCAUGGGUGUCCCCACCAAGUCCCUCAGAUGAAAUACCCCUGCCAUCAGCCAUCUGGCAGUGUCUCUGUGAGCUGCUCCUUUCCAGGGUUCCCCUGGAGCUUAGGGAAGCACCUGGACCCAACAGGGCAAGUCCUUGACAUGGGUGACCCAGCAUCCCAGGUAUUUUUCUUUCCCUUGAAAAAAGGGUGCCUACCGAAGGCCGAGAGAACCCUGAAAACGGAAAAUACUGGUUUGGCUCCAGUUAGGGCAGUGGACACGGAGGCUACAUUGUCCAGGGCCCCCAGCCCAUCUCCUAAUAUCGAAGGUGCCUGCUGCUCUGAACUGGGAGAUCACCCCUCCCUGCAUAUCCCUGGCCUUCAGGUGGGGCUACUUGAAUCUGAUUGUGGGGGCUCCUGAGCACACCUCCUCCUCCCUGGUAUCAGGCACCUACCUUCCCCUUCACAUCCACCUGUUUUGAGUGUUCUCCCUGCACAAAUCCCGCAGCCAGUCUGCCUCUAGCACAUCCACCCAGGGCAGGCAAUCUGAUGGAAAACCCACAAAGUACUCCAGUUCCACCCUGUCCUCUCCCAUUUGGAAAUGGGGCCAUGUAGAGCAAGAUUCAACAACUCCAUUUAUUAAAGGUGCACAUAAGA
This is a messenger RNA of Artibeus jamaicensis (Jamaican fruit-eating bat), 2136 nucleotides long. RefSeq names its product chromosome unknown C19orf25 homolog (gene CUNH19orf25). The coding region runs from base 383 to 742 and encodes 119 amino acids. NCBI's taxonomy places the organism in Eukaryota, Metazoa, Chordata, Mammalia, Chiroptera, Phyllostomidae. The record is from RefSeq and is a predicted model, not a curated record. The transcript is spliced from 3 exons.